Messenger RNA from Protobothrops mucrosquamatus (brown spotted pit viper), 4711 nucleotides. It is a transcript of the gene HECW2, whose product is annotated as HECT, C2 and WW domain containing E3 ubiquitin protein ligase 2. Lineage: Eukaryota; Metazoa; Chordata; Lepidosauria; Squamata; Viperidae. Gene Ontology annotation, biological process: regulation of dendrite morphogenesis. Gene Ontology annotation, molecular function: ubiquitin-protein transferase activity; protein binding. The transcript is spliced from 28 exons. Bases 1 to 4647 code for a protein of 1548 amino acids. The record is from RefSeq and is a predicted model, not a curated record.
AUGACCAGUUCUGCCAGAGAACAUGUGCUUUUUGCGCGACGGCGUAAUCCACAAUUGCGUUAUACCUUGAGUCCAGAGAACCUCCAAAGCCUUGCAUCUCAGGGCACUGUGGCUGAGAACGUGAACUUACAGCGUGCCAACAGCGACACUGAUCUGGUGACUUCCGAGAGCCGCUCUAGUUUGACUGCAAGCAUGUAUGAAUACACUCUGGGACAAUCUCAGAACCUCAUCAUUUUCUGGGACAUUAAAGAAGAAGUGGAUCCCACAGACUGGAUUGGGCUAUACCAUAUUGAUGAGAACUCACCAGCAAAUUUCUGGGAUUCCAAAAACCGUGGUGUAACUGGAACACAGAAAGGGCAGAUCAUAUGGCGAAUUGAACCUGGUCCCUAUUUCAUGGAACCUGAAAUAAAAAUCUGCUUUAAAUACUACCAUGGUAUAAGUGGAGCCCAGCGUGCAACAACUCCAUGUAUCACUGUGAAAAACCCUGCUGUGAUGAUGGGGGCAGAAGGCACUGAUGGUGCUUCUACAGGUCAGCACUGCCGAAAAUUAAUUAGUUUUAAACUCUCAGAUAUUCGGGCCAUUGGACUUAAAAAAGGAAUGUUCUUCAAUCCUGACCCUUACCUAAAGAUGUCCAUUCAGCCUGGAAAAAAGAAAACGUUUCCUACAUUUGCACACCAUGGGCAGGAAAAGCGGUCCAAUAUCAUCAGUAAUACAACUAAUCCUAUUUGGCAUAGAGAGAAAUAUUCUUUUGUAGCACUUUUGACUGAUGUCUUGGAAAUUGAAAUCAAAGAUAAAUUUGCCAAAAGUCGUCCUAUCAUCAAGCGUUUUCUUGGAAAGCUCACUAUACCUGUGCAGAGACUAUUGGAAAGACAUGCAGUAGGAGAUCAGGUUCUCAACUAUAACCUUGGUAGAAGGCUACCGGCAGACCAUGUGAGUGGAUGUCUUCAGUUCAAGGUAGAGAUUACAUCUUCUCUUCAUGAAGAUGCUUCACCGGAAACUGUAGGAACCUUUCUUGGAAUAAACUCUGUCAAUGGGGACUUAGGAAGCCCUUCUGAUGAUGAGGAUGUACCCGCAGGGCAUCAUGAUACUCAUCCACUUUGUUCAAAUGGGCCAAUUCUUGAAGAAUCAUCUGGAGAUGCCAUCUUGCGGCAUUCCUUUAGGACUAGUACAACUUCGGAAACAGAUCAAGAGGAUUCAGCCUCUACAACGUCAAGGUCCUCAGUUCCCAGGGGCCGCCAGGACUCCUUGAAUGAUUACCUAGAUGCAAUAGAACAAAGUAAUCUUCCUAGAUCUGGGACAUCUACUGGUAAUGAACGUACUAUUGGGGCAUCCCCAAAAUUGAGGAGUAGCUUCCCCACUGAUACACGACUUAAUGCUAUGCUUCACAUUGAUUCUGAUGAAGAGGAACAUGAAUUCCAUCAAAGUCUGGGUUUCCAGUCAUCAGUGGACGAUGAUGGUGGUGGUUUAAUUAUGUUAAAUGGUACUAGUAGAAAUGAUGAAGCAGCUUUCUUAAAUGGCUCCUCAGGGGAAGUAACACAAAGCCAAGCCUCUGAAGAAAUUGUGACAGCACCAGAUGUAGAAAUACCUUUGCAAUCUUCCUGUUGUCAGGAGGAGACAUCCAAUGGGCCUGCUGAACUGGAGAUAGCAGGACAAGAAACUGAAACUCCUCAGAAUUCUCAGGAUAAUUGUUUGGAAGAUUUAGCAAGCAAUACCAUUUCUGUACCUCAGGAGGCAGCAGAACAACCCAUCUCUGGUGCGGAUACUGGAACUUCUGAGUUAGUUUCUGGGAGCAAAAGGGAAAUCAGGGAAGCCGAAUCUAUUGAUCAAGGAUCAGAACCUUCUCAGAUUUCCUCAGAGACCGAGCAAAGUGAUGCUGCUCAUACUGAGAGUGUUAGUGAAUCAAGCACCAGGCCAGAGGGAGAAAGUGACAUAGAAGGGGCUGAUGGCUCUUGCAAUGAAGGCACAGCUACCCAACUCUCCUCCGUUGACACUGGCUGCUCUUCCUUUGAAAGCAAUCGCUUUCCUGAGACUCCAGCCUUCUCUUCGCAGGAGGAAGAAGAGGGUGCUUGUGCAGCAGAGGCUUCCAGCAGUGAGCCUCUUCCAGAAAUUCAGGAAGCUGUGUGCACUCAGGCCUCUUUACCUGCGGUGCACAUACCAAGCAAUCAAGAGGAAGGUCAAUUGUUUGAAAUGGAUGGGCUGCCAGACGGUGAUGAAUCAGAAGAGAUAUGGCAGAGGAGACAGAACCUGCAGGCUGCAGCUACACAUAACCAGUCUCAAGAGGAAGAUAUUAGAGGGGCAUCAGCACCAUGUGAAGGAGCUGCUUCACAGGAGGCUGGAGCUAGUGGAGGUUCUCAGCCUGAUGGUCCUCAGCCUCUGAGAUCUCUUCCCUCAGUUCGUCAGGAUGUUAGUCGUUAUCAGAGAGUGGAUGAAGCAUUGCCACCAAAUUGGGAAGCUCGGAUUGACAGCCAUGGGAGAAUAUUCUAUGUGGACCAUGUUAACAGAACCACAACAUGGCAGAGGCCCACAGGUCCACCAGCCCAGCAAAUCCUUCAACGUUCCAACUCUAUACAGCAGAUGGAGCAAUUGAAUCGUCGAAAUCUAGGUGAAAUUCUGAAUGAUUACCGAAGGGACGGUGCGCUGCCUCAUUCUACCUCCAGAUCCAGGCUUACUCUGCUGCUCCAAUCACCCCCAGUAAAAUUCCUCAUCAGCCCAGAAUUCUUCACUGUGCUGCAUUCAAACCCUAGUGCCUACAGAACGUUUACAAAUAACACAUGUCUAAAGCACAUGAUCACCAAAGUUCGACGAGAUACCCAUCAUUUUGAGCGCUACCAGCAUAAUCGCGAUUUAGUUGGCUUUUUGAACAUGUUUGCCAACAAACAGCUAGAAUUGCCACGGGGUUGGGAAAUGAAGCACGAUCAUCAGGGCAAGGCUUUUUUUGUUGACCACAAUUCACGUACCACCACGUUCAUUGACCCACGGCUUCCUUUGCAGAGCAGCAGACCAACUAGCGCUUUGGUUCACCGGCAGCAUUUAACAAGGCAGCGCAGUCACAGUGCUGGUGAGGUGGGAGAAGACUCACGCCAUUCAGGACCUCCAGUUUUGCCAAGGCCAUCAAGUACAUUCAAUGCGGUCAGCAGGGCUCAGUACCAGGACAUGGUGCCAGUGGCUUACAAUGACAAGAUUGUUGCUUUUCUGCGGCAACCCAAUAUCUUUGAAAUUCUCCAAGAGCGACAGCCAGAUCUCACAAGAAAUCAUUCACUCAGGGAGAAGAUCCAGUUUAUUCGGACUGAAGGAACACCAGGGCUGGUGCGGUUAUCCAGCGAUGCAGAUCUUGUUAUGUUAUUAAGUUUAUUUGAAGAGGAAAUUAUGUCAUAUGUACCACCACAUGCCUUACUUCAUCCCAGUUAUUGUCAGUCACCACGUGGGUCCCCUGUGUCCUCUCCUCAGAACUCUCCAGGUACCCAGCGUGCUAAUGCCCGUGCUCCAGCUCCUUAUAAAAGAGACUUUGAAGCCAAGCUGAGAAAUUUCUACAGGAAGUUGGAGACUAAAGGAUAUGGACAAGGCCCAGGGAAAUUGAAAUUAAUUAUCCGAAGAGACCACUUGCUGGAAGAUGCCUUCAAUCAAAUUAUGGGUUAUUCAAGAAAGGACCUACAAAGGAAUAAAUUGUAUGUCACAUUUGUUGGAGAGGAAGGACUGGACUACAGUGGACCUUCAAGGGAGUUUUUUUUCCUGGUAUCAAGAGAACUCUUCAACCCAUACUAUGGUUUAUUUGAAUAUUCAGCCAACGACACAUACACUGUACAAAUUAGUCCAAUGUCUGCUUUUGUCGACAAUCACCAUGAAUGGUUCAGAUUUAGUGGUCGAAUCCUUGGUCUUGCUCUGAUUCAUCAAUAUUUGUUAGAUGCCUUCUUUACCCGACCAUUUUAUAAAGCCCUUCUCAGAAUAUUGUGUGACCUAAGUGAUCUGGAAUAUCUUGAUGAAGAAUUUCACCAAAGUCUACAAUGGAUGAAAGACAAUGAUAUACAUGAUAUCCUAGAUCUCACAUUCACUGUAAAUGAAGAAGUCUUUGGACAGAUUACUGAAAGGGAAUUAAAACCUGGAGGUGCCAACAUCCCUGUCACAGAAAAGAACAAGAAGGAGUAUAUAGAAAGAAUGGUGAAAUGGAGAAUUGAGAGAGGUGUGGUGCAGCAGACAGAAAGUUUAGUACGUGGUUUUUAUGAGGUGGUUGAUGCUAGACUGGUGUCUGUAUUUGAUGCAAGAGAACUAGAAUUGGUUAUUGCUGGCACUGCAGAAAUUGACUUAAGUGACUGGAGAAAUAACACUGAAUAUAGAGGAGGAUACCAUGAUAAUCAUAUUGUAAUUCGAUGGUUUUGGGCUGCUGUGGAAAGAUUCAACAAUGAGCAGCGAUUACGGCUUUUACAAUUUGUUACAGGUACAUCCAGUAUACCUUAUGAAGGUUUUGCUUCUUUGAGAGGAAGCAAUGGACCAAGAAGAUUCUGUGUAGAAAAAUGGGGCAAAAUCACUGCUCUGCCCAGAGCUCACACUUGUUUCAAUCGUCUUGACCUUCCUCCUUACCCAUCGUUCUCCAUGCUCUACGAGAAGCUGUUGACAGCUGUCGAAGAGACGAGCACAUUUGGUCUUGAAUAAGACACGAAUUGUCUAACCCAGUAUCUGGGACUUUUGUGGAUCACUCCCCCAAAAUACAUAAAUG